Molecule: messenger RNA, 6316 nt
Organism: Thalassophryne amazonica
Lineage: Eukaryota; Metazoa; Chordata; Actinopteri; Batrachoidiformes; Batrachoididae
Biological process (GO): integrin-mediated signaling pathway; cell-matrix adhesion; cell adhesion mediated by integrin
Cellular component (GO): external side of plasma membrane; integrin complex
Molecular function (GO): integrin binding
Source: RefSeq, a predicted model, not a curated record
UGGACGUGUGGAUCUGAGCGCCACACACACAUGGACACACAUAUGGAGUACUCCUGCUUCCUGCUGAUGUGGAUCUGCAGCCAGCUCAUAGGAGUCACUGAGUGUGUCAACGUGGACACCAAUAAGUUCAGAAUCAUCAAGGGUCCAAAACAAGCCCAGUUUGGAUACACGGUCCAGCAACACGUGGCUGCCGGAGGAGAGAAGUGGUUAUUGGUCGGAGCCCCGUAUGAAAUGAACGGUCCUUACCAGACGGGAGAGAUUUACAAAUGUUCUCUGAAACGGACCAACGGCAACAGUUGUUCCAAGCUCAACCUCGGAAGGAUCUCGUUAACCAACGUGUCUGAGAGAAAGGACAGGAUCAGGCUGGGAAUGACACUCGUGUCCAACCCUAAAGACAACAGCUUUGUGGCAUGCGGCCCACUGUGGUCCUACGAGUGCGGCAACUCGUACUACAGCACGGGCAUAUGCUCCAGAGUCAACGCCAGCUUCAAGUUCUCCAGAACCAUCGCACCUGCCUUCCAGAGAUGUGAGACUUACAUGGACAUCGUGAUUGUUCUAGAUGGUUCUAACUCCAUCUACCCUUGGUAUGAAGUUCAGGCUUUUCUUAUCAACAUCCUUCAGAAGUUCCAUAUUGGACCCGGUCAAAUCCAGGUUGGAAUUGUUCAGUACGGUGAGAAGGUCAUCCACGAGUUCAAACUCUCUGACUUUAAAUCUGUCGAGGAAGUUGUGAAGAGAGCACGAAGCAUUAGCCAGCGGGGCGGCGAGGAGACCAACACCGCUCUUGGCAUCAAUGUGGCUCGCUCAGAAGCUUUCAAACAAGGAGGUCGGCGAGGUGCCAAGAAGGUGAUGAUCGUGAUAACAGAUGGAGAGUCUCACGACAGCGCCGAUCUCAAGGACGUCAUCGAGGCGAGCGAGAAGGACGGCAUCAUCCGUUACGCCAUCGCUGUCCUUGGCUACUACAACCGCAGAGGCAUCAACCCUGAAGCCUUUCUCAAUGAAAUCAAAUACAUUGCCAGCGACCCGGAUGACAAACACUUCUUCAACGUAACUGAUGAGUCGGCACUCAAAGACAUCGUGGACGCACUUGGAGAUCGCAUCUUCAGUUUGGAAGGAACCAGUAAGAACGGCACAGCGUUCGGUCUGCAGAUGUCCCAGGCAGGAUUCUCCUCACACAACGUGGAGGAUGGGAUUCUGGUGGGUGCUGUCGGGGCGUAUGACUGGAACGGCGCUGUGUUGAAAGAAACUCGCCAGGGGAAGGUUGUUCCUCCAAAGUCUUCCUAUGCACAAGAGUUCCCCGAAGAGCUCAAAAAACAUGGCGCCUACUUGGGUUAUUCAGUGACGUCGGUGGUCUCGGCCAGAAAUGGGCGUCUGCUCGUAGCGGGAGCGCCACGAUUCAACCACACUGGAAAAGUCAUCAUCUUCACUCUGAAGAAUUCAGGCAACCUCACCAUCCUGCACUCGCUCAAAGGCCAUCAGGUAGCAGCCAGAGCCUCAUACAUGGUGUUAGCAUUGGUGUCCACUAAGCAAAUGGUCCUAAUAGAACUGACUGUUCCCUGGGAGGACCGCAUUGACGAGGCCAACAAGCGAAAGAAGGCUAAAUAUGCUGAGCUCAUCUCUGAUUGCCGGAACAAUGGCUGGAAAGCCCGUUGUGAGCCUGUCGAGGUCGGGUGCUGCGGCUUCGCUGGCCAUUCACUUGUGCGAACCCUCAAACUCCUUGGAGUAAAGGGACUGCAAUUCAAGAGAGCCAUCAAGAAUACACUGGAGGCUGCAGAGAGGGAGACCACAGACUAUGCCAGACCCAUUAUAUUUGCUGUACAAGUGGGACUGCAAGAUCCAGAUCACAGCCCGGUUCUAGAUGAAAGCUGGCCUACCAUGUUCCAGACUGUGUUGCCGUUCUGGAACGGCGUGGACGAGGACGACCGUUGCACUCCGGACCUGUCGCUGCAGAGAGAUAAGGGCUGUAUCAUGUCUGUAUCAUGUCGACAUCAUGUCUAUAUCAUGUCGACAUCAUGUCUGCAUCACGCCAACAUCACAUCUGCAUCAUACCAACAUCAUCUGCAUCACGUCUACGUCACAUCUGCAUCACGUCUACGUCACAUCUACAUCAUGUCUACAUCAUGUCUGCAUCAUGUCGACAUCAUGUCUGCAUCAUGUCAGCAUUGUGUCUGCAUCAUGUCGACAUCAUGUCUGCAUCACGUCUACAUCACGUCUACAUCACGCCUGCAUCAUGUGUGCAUCACGCCUACAUCACAUCUACAUCAUGUCUGCAUCAUGUCGACAUCAUGUCUGCAUCACGCCAACAUCACGUCUGCAUCACUCCUACAUCACGUCUACAUCACAUCUGCAUCACUCCAACAACACGUCUGCAUCACGUCAACAUCAUGUCUGCAUCAUGUCGGCAUCACGUCUACAUCACGUCUACAUCGUGUUGACCUCAUGUCUGCAUCAUGUCAACAUCAUGUCUGCAUCAUACAUCAUGUCUGCAUCACGCCAACAUCACAUCUGCAUCACGUCUACAUCACAUCUGCAUCACGUCUACGUCACGUCUACAUCACAUCUACAUCAUGUCUGCAUCAUGUCUACAUCAUGUCUGCAUCAUGUCUACAUCAUGUCGACAUCAUGUCUAUAUCAUGUCGACAUCAUGUCUGCAUCACGCCAACAUCACAUCUGCAUCACGUCUACGUCACAUCUGCAUCAUGUCUACGUCACAUCUACAUCAUGUCUACAUCAUGUCUGCAUCAUGUCAGCAUUGUGUCUGCAUCAUGUGGACAUCAUGUCUGCAUCACGUCUACAUCACGUCUACAUCACGCCUGCAUCAUGUCUGCAUCACGCCUACAACACAUCUACAUCAUGUCUGCAUCAUGUCUGCAUCAUGUCGACAUCACAUCUGCAUCACGCCAACAACACAUCAUGUCUGUAUCAUGUCGACAUCAUGUCUGCAUCACGUCUACAUCAUGUCUACAUCAUGUCUGCAUCAUGUCUACAUCACGUCUACAUCACGUCUGCAUCAUGUCGACAUCAUGUCAACAUCAUGUCUGCAUCAUGUCAACAUUGUGUCUGCAUCAUGUCAACAUCAUGUCUGCAUCACGCCUACAUCACAUCUACAUCAUAUCUGCAUCACGUCAACAUCACGUCUGCAUCAUAUCGGCAUCACGUCUACAUCACGUCUACAUCAUGUUGACCUCAUGUCUGCAUCAUGUCAACAUCAUGUCUGCAUCACAUCUGCAUCACAUCUACAUCAUGUUGACCUCAUGUCUGCAUCAUGUCAACAUCAUGUCAUCAUCAUGUCUGCAUCACGUCUACAUCAUGUCUGCAUCACGUGUAGAUCACGUCUGUAUCAUGUCGACAUCAUGUCUGCAUCACGUCUACAUCAUGUCUACAUCACGUCUGCAUCACGUCUACAUCACAUCUGCAUCAUGUCUGCAUCAUGUCUACAUCACAUCUGCAUCACGUCUACAUCAUGUCUGCAUCAUGUCUGCAUCAUGUCGACAUCAUGUCUGCAUCAUGUCAACAUCAUGUCUGCAUCAUGUCAACAUCACAUCUACAUCACAUCUACAUCACAUCUACAUCAAGUCUACAUCACGUCUGCAUCACGUCUACAUCAUGUUGACCUCAUGUCUGCAUCAUGUCAACAUCAUGUCUGCAUCACGUCUACAUUAUGUCUGCAUCAUGUCUAGAUCAUGUCUGUAUCAUGUCGACAUCAUGUCUGCAUCACGUCUGCAUCACGUCUACAUCACGUCUGCAUCACGUCUACAUCAUAUCAUGUCUGUAUCAUGUCGACAUCAUGUCUGCAUCACGUCUGCAUCACGUCUACAUCACGUCUGCAUCACGUCUACAUCAUGUCUGCAUCACGUCUACAUCACGUCUGCAUCACGUCUGCAUCAUGUCUGCAUCAUGUUUACAUCACAUCUGCAUCACAUCGACAUCAUGUCGGCAUCACGUCUGCAUCACGCCAACAUCACAUCUUCAUCACGUCUACAUCACAUCUGCAUCACGUCUACAUCACAUCUGCAUCACGUCUGCAUCACGUCUACAUCACGUCUGCAUCAUGUCUGCAUCAUGUCUACAUCAUGUCUGCAUCACGUCUACAUCACGUCUGCAUCAUGUCUGCAUCACGUCGACAUCAUGUCUGCAUCAUGUCAACAUCAUGUCUGCAUCAUGUCAACAUCACGUCUACAUCACAUCUACAUCACGUCUACAUCACGUAUGCAUCACGUCUACAUCAUGUUGACCUCAUGUCUGCAUCAUGUCAACAUCAGUCAGUUCUGUGCACAGCCGGUUCAGUCUGGGGGCAAUUUCUGUCGGCAUGUGGGUGACGGCGGUCUGGAGGGGUCGCUCCGUGUCGUGGAGGGAAACCGGAGGAGGAUGCUGGUCGACACCCGCCUGGAGAACAAAGGGGAAAAUGCCUACAACACCCAGCUCAACAUCACCUACACGCCCAAUCUACACUUCUCCAGCCUCGUCGUGAAGGACAACUCUGACAUCAAGAUCGAAUGCUACAGUGAGGAGAAAAGGAGGAACGAGAAGAUCUGUAACGUCAGCUCUCCUUUCAUGAGGACCAGAUCUCAGGUGUCAUUUCGUCUGGAGUUUGAGUUCAGUCGUUCUGUUUUCCUGGAGCACCUGAGGGUCGUCCUGGAGGCCAGCAGCGAUGGAGAAGAAAUGAGCACAGCUGAUAACUUCAAUGAUAUCUACUACUCUCUGAAAUACGAGGCAGACCUUCUCUUCACCAGGGAUUCAAACCCGACUCAAUAUGACAUCAAGUCGGACUUGUCGCUGGAGGAACCCGGAGUCAUCGGGCCUCCGUUCAACUUCACUUUCCAGAUCCAGAAUCUUGGUUACUUUCCAGUCAAGGAUUUGCAGCUGAACAUUGAGAUUCCAGAAAUGACCAGAAAUGGGAAUCAGCUCCUCCAGCUGUCUGACUUCUACAUCCACCAGAGAGACGGGACACACUGUUUACCUCCUCAACAUGUGGCACAGAGCAGAGCAUCUCCUGAGGAUCUCUCACGCUUCUCUCGCCUGAAUCGAUCCAACACGAUAACUCUGCCGGUCCAGUGUACUGUCAACGUGGCCUCGUAUCGCGACAUCAGCGUUCGAAUCUCAGGAGUGUUACGCCUCGACGCUCUGCACGCACUGAAGUUUAAUCUGGAGCUGGUGACCAGCGCCUCAGUGGAGCUCCCCUCAUCUUAGCCCAUGUUUUGCACGAGCAAGAGGCCUGUCAGACAUAUAACGCUGGAGAUCAGGAAGGAGGGUGACUACAGAGUCCCCACCUGGAUCAUCAUCGGCAGCUCACUGGGAGGACUCUUACUGUUGGCUCUGCUCAGUCUCGCUCUUUGGAAGUUCGGUUUCUUCCGGAGGCAGAAGCGGAGAGACGAGGACGAGCGGGAGGUGAAGGGAAAAGUGUCCGAAGAGCGGUAACGCAGGCUCAGGGCCCCCACGAGACGCUUUUCCCAAUGGGGACCAAAUACUCAGGGACCAACCCUCUUCCUUGUCCUGCUCCUCACAGGGUCUGUCCCAGGCCACGACCCCUGACCCCCACCACUCAGCACUGUCACACUCACUUAGCAUUCCUGCACUGUUACGACAUUAGGAUGUCUUUGUCUCUUUAAGACAUCUUUGUUUGUGGGACCUGCAGCAGUUCCUUCUCAGAUCUGGAGCUCUGAUGUUCUGACCAUUUGAAGGAACAGAAUGAACUUUGAUGGAUCGCUUCAGCAAAUUUCAUGUUGGAAUUUGCCAACGAGGCAAAUUGUCCAUGCAUUUUGUCUCCUCUGGACGUGUAUUUAUUUUGUGUUUCUACAGGAAAACCUCAAACAGGGUGACCUGCCGCCCAAACGCUUCCACACCUGUAAACUACAACAUCCUCUACGUUCUUCUAGAAGGCAGUUUGUCAACGAUUUUAUCUGCAACAUGUUCAAUAAGAAGAAAAGUCAAAGUCACCGAGUGCAACAAGACGCCAGAAUUUUCUAUAAACUGAACAUUUUUAAAGAAUAAAAAUAAUAUGCAUAUGUAUACUUUCUUUUUUCAAAAACAUUCGAUGCACUUUUACUUUGUCAUAAAUUAACUUGAAUUUUGUAAAUAGUCAAAUAUCUUUUUAUAGCCAAUCAAAAUAUCAUGUUGGUUUGUCAUUAUUUUCCAUCAGUUUUACAGCUUCGUCAGGAAAUCGGGGUCCAGCUGUGUGUUCCUGAACACGUGAUGACGCGUGUCAACGUGUUUCCAUCACAGCAACACGUGCACGAAGAAGAAGAAGCGUUUUCUUACAGCAGGUUGAUGAAUGUCAGUUUAAUGAAGAGUCAGAAAUAAAUUCUGUGUGUAUGAACGU